Molecule: messenger RNA, 1428 nt
Organism: Colletotrichum abscissum
Lineage: Eukaryota; Fungi; Ascomycota; Sordariomycetes; Glomerellales; Glomerellaceae
Product: salicylate 1-monooxygenase SalA
Exons: 2
Coding region: 1-1428 (475 amino acids)
Biological process (GO): secondary metabolite biosynthetic process
Molecular function (GO): FAD binding
Source: RefSeq, a predicted model, not a curated record
AUGUCCGAUUCCAACGAAAAUUUCGAGAUUGCCAUCGUCGGUGGUGGAAUUGUUGGUCUCAUCACAGCGCUGGGCUUACUAAAGCGGAAUAUUCCUGUCAAGAUAUACGAACAGUCCCGCUCCUUCCGCGAGAUCGGUGCCGGAAUUGGCUUCACUACCAAUGCCAGAAAGUGCAUGGCCCUACUAAAUCCAUUCAUUGAGGAGGCCGUCAACGCCGUAGCCACACACAACGGUGAGAACGAAGACGAGCCCGAAGAGUGCCUCCGUUUCAACGAUGGAUAUACCUGGGAUGAGAAUCGCCCUGACGAAGAAGAUAUGCCUCUGUAUAACCUCGACACUGGGCAUGAGGGAUUUAUUGGCUGUCAUCGGGCUCAUCUCUUAGACGAGCUUGUCAAGAUCAUCCCAGGCGAUGCGGUCGCAUUCCGUAAAAAACUGGUAAAUGUGACAGAUGAAGAUAUAGGGGGAAAGGUGCUUCUGCAUUUUCAGGACGGCACCACAUCCAGCGCUGAUGCAGUUAUUGGAUGCGACGGCAUCAAAUCCAAGGUCCGACAGCUGGUUCUCGGACCGGAUACCCCCGCCGCGUACCCUCACUCCAGCCACAAAAUUGCCUAUAGGGCCUUGAUACCCAUGGACCGCGCAGUAGCCGCCAUCGGAAGCUUCAAAGCCUACAACGAGCAUUGCCACACCGGUCCACGAGCACAUGUCCUGCAUUUCGCGGUGGCAGGUGGUACGAUUCUUAACUUUGUGGCCUUUGCCGAUGAUACUACUGAUUGGGACAAGAGGGGCGAUGGAGUUGCUAACAUGACAAGUCAGACGACAAGGAAGGAGGUCGCUGAUGUAUUCCAGGACUGGGGUCCUACAGUCAAGAGUCUCAUUGACUUGCUGCCAGAUGAAAUUACUAAAUGGGCCAUCUUCGAUACUUACGACUACCCUGCUCCAACGUACGUCAAAGGGAGGCUUUGUCUUGCAGGUGAUGCUGCUCACGCCUCCACUCCUCAUCACGGAGCCGGCGCAGGUAUGGGCGUCGAGGAUGCGCUAGCUUUGGCCACACUCCUUAACAAUGGCACGAAGAUAUUGCAAGGCCUAUCCAGACCUACACAACAUAACAAGUCUGACUUACUGGAGGCCAUGUUCCGGGCUUACGAUACUGUUCGACCACCUCGUGGAAAGUGGCUGGUGAAGAGCAGCCGCGAAGCCUGCGAGAUUUACGAGUGGAACCACCCGGACACUAUGCGUGACUGGGACAAAUGUCUCAAAGACCUCGAGGAAAGAUCGCACAAGAUCUGGGACUAUGAUAUCGAGGAAAUGAUCAGUUGUUUGGAAGCUGAGUUUGCGGAUCAAAUCCAGUCUCGUUUGCAGCCUCGACGAGACUCUGGCCUUCCGAGGGCUGUUGCACCACUGAGAGUCAAGGAUGCCAUUGCGACGUAA